Messenger RNA from Mytilus trossulus (common blue mussel), 2458 nucleotides. RefSeq lists its product as uncharacterized. NCBI's taxonomy places the organism in Eukaryota, Metazoa, Mollusca, Bivalvia, Mytilida, Mytilidae. The transcript has 2 exons. Gene Ontology annotation, molecular function: protein binding. The coding region runs from base 105 to 1694 and encodes 529 amino acids. Gene Ontology annotation, cellular component: SCF ubiquitin ligase complex. Gene Ontology annotation, biological process: SCF-dependent proteasomal ubiquitin-dependent protein catabolic process. The record is from RefSeq and is a predicted model, not a curated record.
AAGUUAUUGAUCCCUGAAUAUUUGUUUAGAGCUACGACGAGAACCACAUCAAAAACUGAGGAGGGAUAUCAAUAGCAGAAUAUUAUACAAGAGUAAUCAUUAUCAUGUUGGUAAUAGACUUACCACCAGAGGUUUUAUUGAAAAUAUUCUCUUAUCUUCACCAACGAGACUUGGUACACGGAGUAAGCCUUGUAUGUGAUGUGUGGAAUGAGCUAAGUUUAUGGCCAAGAUUAUGGAAACAUUUGGCAUUUAAUCUAGCAUAUGACGAUCCAGAUCAAUCCUAUUCGCACUUUGCAAAAAUAAAUAGCUUUGUUUGUACUCUUGUGAUACACCCAACUCAUUUAUAUCAGAUUCUUGGAAAUUAUCUUUUUGCAUUUUCCGGCAUUCAGCUGUCGAACUUGGAAUAUUUACAUCUGACUGAUCCAGUGUCAGGAUAUCUUGUUGAUACCAUUGUACAAAACUUAACAUCUAUAAAAUAUUUCCAAGCGUAUUUUGGUUCAAAGUUUGACAUGCAACGCUGUCUGAAACUUUUAGAAGGAUUAAAGAUGAUAUCAAUAGAUUUUGGUUGGUACGGACCGCAAAAUAUAGACAACAAUUUAAUUAGAUUUCUUACAAAACAGAGUUGCCUUAAAAAACUCGUACUGAGAGGAUGGUACACCUUACGCAGUGAAACAGUAGCUUUGAUUCUUAAUGAUUUUAAUAACAUCGAAACGCUAUAUUUGUCCAAUUCUGAAAUAUCAAACUUAAUAGUCAACGGUAAUUUACCGAUUCCUGGAUUAACAGACUUCACACUCCGUUCGACAAAAUUUGAUGACACAGGAAUUAGCCAGUUAGUCAAACGCGCAACUAAUCUACGUAAUUUAGAUGUCAUAGAGUGCUCAAACAUAACGUUUAAAGGACUAACAGAAAUUUCAAAACAUUGUCCACAUCUAGAAUCGCUAAAAUUUGGAAACCUAACAUUCAUAAUAAACGACAGACUUAAUUUCAGCUUUCAUGCACUAGCUGAGGGUUGCCCGAAACUUAAAACUAUUACGUUUGUUGGAAUGAAGCUUACUUUGGAUGAUGACAUAGUUUGUUUAUUCAAGUCUACAAAGUAUUUAGAAUGUCUAGCCUUGUCGGAUUGCGACACAAUCAGUGAUAUAGCAAUAUGUGCUUUAGGAAAAUAUUGCUCAAAUCUAAAGCAAAUCACUUUAAAGAACUGUCAUAAAAUUUCUGCGUAUGGCAUAAUGUACCUUGUUAAGCACAGUCAAAGGCUUCAGACAUUAACAAUCAAAAGCUGUUUUGGUAUUAAAGAUUAUAUCAAUCAUUCAACUAUAGAAUUAAGUGAUAAAACUGCUUGUGUUGUCGUUGAGGAUGAUAUUACGGGUACAAGACAGAAGACAAAAUUGCAAUUAGCUACCGAGAGAAUUGAUGUGUUCCGCUACAGUGACUUAAGCUAUCAACACUCACAUUUACUUACUCUCGAUAUGACAAAGUGUGAGAAUAUUUUACCAAGGACAAUUCUUUCUUUUGCUAAAAUGUGUCCUGAUAUUAGAGAACUAUAUCUAACAAUGAAUCUUAACUUAAAUGAAGUUGAUGCAUUAUGUAGAAAAGUAUUUGACACUUGCAUAUUUUUGGGGUGUAUAAAGAUAAACGAACGGGUUAUUGAAUUGUCCUCAAUUAAAACACAAGACGAAAGUAUUUGCAUUACUUAACUAAUUAUUGGACCUUUAUUACAAAAUUAUUCCUGAUGACACACGUUGGAAAGAACAUACGACGUUUAUAGCAAAAAAGCCCUACAAAUACACGUAUUGAUGUAUGUUUUUGUAAAUUAGGUUUUACUUACAGUUUUUAGAACGUGUCUUAAAACUGGGACGCGGUUUAUUUCGAAAUUCAAAAACAGAAAACAUUUCUCUGUAAUCAAAGGUACCAGGAUUAUAAUUUAGUAUGCCAGACGCGCGUUUCGUCUACAUAAGACUCAUCAGUGACGUUCAUAAUAUAUAUAUAAAGUCAAACAAGUACAAAGUUGAAGAGCAUUAAUGAUUCAAAAAUCCAAAAAAUUGUGCCAAAUACGGCUAAGGUAAUCUAUGCCUGGAAUAAGAAAAUUCCUAGUUUUUCGAAAAAUUCAAAGUUUUGUAAACAGGAAAUUUAUAAAAAAAAUGACCACAUUAUUGAUAUUAUAACCUGCUGUUUUCCCCACCAUGUGAUUGCGUCUUAUAUUCAUAUGUACAAAAAUGUACCACACACUCUUUUAGUAAAAUAUAUGCAACGGCGCCUGCAAUCAUAUUUUGCGUUCCCUUGUAUAGCCUUCAUUCCAAACACGUAUUAUGAGUUUAAGUGUGUAUGUAUUUUUUUUAAAUUAUUUUUUUUCAUAAUAUUUUUUUCAUUUCGACUGUAAUAACAUUCAAUGUAUUAAAGUACAAUGUCAAUAUCAAUGUUAUUUUAAAUUUCAAUAAGAUAUGAGAUGGGCAUUAAAGAU